AUGUUCCAGUUCGUGCAGCGAGUGCUCUGUGUGCUGGCCAUGGCCAGCUGGAUGGCCAGCGAGCGUACGACGGCCAACGUGAUCCUGCAGGAUGACAGUGAUCUGGAGAACGGCAUCGCUGGUUCGAUUGACGUGAUCGACCUGUCCCAUCUCGGACCGGAGGUGUAUGGUGAGCCGGACGAAGCGGUUGGAGCGUUGGUGGCCAAGUUUAACCCCGAAAUCGACGGUGGUAACGUCGAGGAACUGGGCAGCUACGUCGAAGGUGAUAUCCUGAUCGACCGGCCAGGAGCACGCAAUGGGCUCUCAAAUACGGCCACUCGUUGGCCCAACGGUGUCGUACCAUUCGUCGUGUCGGGAAACUUUGGCGCACAAGGCAUGCAGCUGAUCGAGGACGCGAUCAACGAGUACCACGCGAAGACGUGCAUCCGGUUUAGGCCGCGCAUGGGCGAACAGAACUACAUCUCCUUCGAGAGCUCGGACAGCGGGUGUUGGUCGAGCGUAGGUAUGAUCGGUGGCAAACAGGCGGUCAACCUGCAGAUCCCCGGUUGUACCACACUCGUCGGUACCGUCAUGCACGAGAUGAUGCACGCCCUUGGCUUCCUGCACGAGCAGAACCGCGAAGAUCGCGAUGGUUGGGUGGCGAUUCGGUACGAAAACAUUAAAACCGGCACGUCGAACAACUUCGCGAAAGCGACCAAAGGCUCCACCAACAGCUUCGGUGUCGAGUACGAUUAUGGCAGCAUCAUGCACUACUCUGCGAACGCGUUCUCCACCAACGGGAAGCCAACGAUCGAGGCGAAGAAACCUUUGAACGGCGCCAAGCUGGGCCAGCGAGAUGGCUUCUCAUGGCACGAUCUGGAAAAGCUCAACAAGAUGUACCGCUGCCAGGGCAGCAAUGGAAACGAGCAGGCGAUCCUCAGGCCUCCGACACUUGGAACCGGGUUUCUGCCCUCACCAAGCGCACCUUUUGCGCCAGCGAAACCAUCGCCACCGUCCUAUCCUUCGGCCGGUCCGGGCGCUCCGUAUAAUCCGUACUUUCCGAAUAAUGGUCCAAUGGGUGGUUCGUUUUAUCCUCCACCCUAUGGACCUAUGUAUCCCGGUGCAGUUCCCCAUCCCUAUCCCGGAGUGGGCUACGGAUCCGGCUUUGGAUUGUAUCCCCGUGAUGCAGCCACCUCCGACGACCGGACAACUCCAGCUCCCACAUCGAACGACAGUGACUCGUAG
Anopheles nili is the source of this 1224-nucleotide messenger RNA. RefSeq names its product zinc metalloproteinase nas-4. Gene Ontology annotation, biological process: proteolysis. Bases 1 to 1224 code for a protein of 407 amino acids. Gene Ontology annotation, molecular function: metalloendopeptidase activity; zinc ion binding. Lineage: Eukaryota; Metazoa; Arthropoda; Insecta; Diptera; Culicidae. The record is from RefSeq and is a predicted model, not a curated record. The transcript is spliced from 3 exons.